Molecule: messenger RNA, 697 nt
Organism: Galeopterus variegatus (Sunda flying lemur)
Lineage: Eukaryota; Metazoa; Chordata; Mammalia; Dermoptera; Cynocephalidae
Product: toll-like receptor 11
Exons: 1
Biological process (GO): inflammatory response; immune response; toll-like receptor signaling pathway
Cellular component (GO): membrane
Molecular function (GO): transmembrane signaling receptor activity
Source: RefSeq, a predicted model, not a curated record
AUGCGUCUAUUUGGCAUGCCCAGGCUGCGAGUGCUGGAGCUGGGGGACCUAAACUUCCUCUAUGAGUUAGGUUCAGUGAAGCUGGAGGUGAUCCUGAAGGAGCUGCCUCAGUUGCAGGUCCUGGCAUUGAGCAACCUGAACCUUGGGAAUCUCUCUGUCUCCAGCUUCAGGGAUUUGGGACUCCUCCAGUUGCUGCUGCUCAACUCUGAAUGGAUACUGGGGUUGGACAGCAGCCUCCAGGAGCUAAUCCCCCAAAUGCCUCAAUAUGUUUAUUUCUCAGAUGUCACUUUCACCUGCCAGUGUGAAAGCUCUUGGGUGGGGCCUUGGGCAACACGGGCCCCAAACACCUUUGUGUAUGGGUUAGAGAAAUCCAUCUGCAUGGCCAAUGCCUCUGGCUACUCUAAGACUCCACUACUCUCCUUCCACUCUGGUCACUGCCCACAUGAUCCUGAGUUUCAGGGCUUUCUCAUCAGUUUCACCCUGGUGUUCCUGUUGGUCAUCUUUGCAUUGCUUGGCUGCCCCAAAUGGCCCUGGCUUCAUCACCUCCGGACUCUAUUUCAUGCCUGGUGGUGGAAAUUGGGUGGGCAGGGCCCCAGAGGCCAAUUCCCCUAUGAUGUCUUUAUAUCCUACUGUGAGCGGGACCAAGCCUGGGUCCUGGAAGAACUGGUUCCUGCCCUGGAGAAGCCUCCUCCAGCUG